Molecule: messenger RNA, 360 nt
Organism: Purpureocillium takamizusanense
Lineage: Eukaryota; Fungi; Ascomycota; Sordariomycetes; Hypocreales; Ophiocordycipitaceae
Exons: 1
Coding region: 1-360 (119 amino acids)
Source: RefSeq, a predicted model, not a curated record
AUGAGAGCAGAAAACCACCGUCGGACCCCUCUCCUCACUGCUCUCUUCCGUCUGUUCUCGUCCUCCUCCCACCAGAGCUCCGGAGCCACAGUCGGGAGUGACUCACGCGCCGCCACCACCCCGCCGCGACCGCCGCUGCAGGCAAGCCUCGUUCGUGCCCCCGAUUCACUGCCGCUGCCCUUUAUGUUUGCCGCUUCGCCUCGCCUCGCGCCGCCCGUUCACCGAACUCACUCACCCACGCGGCGCCCUCACCGACAAACAACGGCGUCACACGUAGAGCAAAAGAAGAAGAACAAAGGAAGACGAGAGGCAACUCAACAGAGAACGCACAGCUUCCCCUCCAUUCCUUUCUCUUCCUAG